Messenger RNA from Alternaria postmessia, 1650 nucleotides. RefSeq lists its product as uncharacterized. The transcript has 3 exons. Lineage: Eukaryota; Fungi; Ascomycota; Dothideomycetes; Pleosporales; Pleosporaceae. The coding region runs from base 1 to 1650 and encodes 549 amino acids. The record is from RefSeq and is a predicted model, not a curated record.
AUGAACACAGCUAUCGGUGCACCAACAAGAUCCGCUAGUGUCAGCAAAGCGUUUAGGUUCGCUGACCUUGCGAUACGUAGCGCAGACGUUGGGAGCGAGAGUGAGGUCUUCUUGCGAACGAUACGCAUCGUUCGCGACGAUCUCUUCGAAGUUGAGCGAUUAGUGGCUGUUGGUUCGGUGCGGACAAAGCUCGCCUAUACGCCCGAGAGACUCCCUUGGAUCAGAAGUGCUAUCGAGAAUACUACUUCUGCUUUGGAGGACAUUGGAAAAUGGGUGGAUUGUGGCGACGUCGGACAACAUCCUCAUGUCUUGGACCAAUCUCAAAGACUCCGAUACAUCCUCAACGACCGCGAACGAUUAGGUGAUCGCAAAAGCGAACUUGUGGCAUGUCAUCAGCAAUUAUCGAACGUUUUGAGCUUCCUCAAUCGGCUAGAGGACUUACCGACCAGCCAGGAUCUACCGACAUACCAGAACACGACCUACUUUGAUGACAUCGUAUCGAGACAUCAAAGAGUGACCAGUGGGCAUAAAGUGGACAUGGCAAUCAAGAUGACCAUGAAAGACAAGCCCCAGACCGUCUGGCGCGAUGCUGCUGAUAAGACUGGGUCAACGAACAAUACCUCCCUCCUUACCGAAGCAUUGUUCGCGCAAGACAUAUGGACCACAGAUCCCGUAAAGUCGGCUUCGCAUUUACUGAGCGAUAAGAGGGAAACCAAGUCAGGCAACGCCACUUUGGGCUACAACACACUCAACAAAGGAUACUCAUCACCUCCAAGCCUACCAAACAGCCCGCCUCCUCUUUAUACAUCGGUAGGACAAUACAGUCCUCCUUUGCAACCAUCUCAAGGAGAUACUAAGCAGUAUCUCAACACCGAUAGUCUGCUGCGCGUAAGCUCACGGCUGUCAAUGGAGCAGGCGCAUGAUUACAUGUCUACUACACCAUCAGGGCAAAAAGACACAUGGGCCUACGUACAUCCGGACAGGCACCAAGUCCUUGCUGAACUGGCUGGCGAUUACACCAUGAGUGGAACAAACUCGGACGGACCUGUAAACCCUCAUGCGUUUCACCUCGGGAUAUCAGCUCUAGCGCCAGGAUCUACCGUCGUCGAUGAGAAGAAGGUUGAGACGCUAUCAGAGUUAUUAGGGGAUAUAAGCCUUGCUGUCGAGCUUCCUGGAAGUGAGCCAGCUCAUGCACCAAGUCAUAUGGCGCGGUUGAGUCGAGAUUUAUCACAACUUCCUAGCCAGAGAUCGCACAUGAGUCAGCAUGCCAACAAGUAUCAGCCAUUACUCUCGGAGCUACCAGCUACCCCAACACGCAGACCUAUGGUGUCGCAUACGGUCAGCGAGCCCACCACCGUCUCCGUUGUCAAUGAACUGUCGGUUCCGUCCUCAACAUAUGAGCUCGACUCUGGACAGUUCCAGACGCACAUGUCUAUGAGUGGCCAACGUCGCCAGACAGCGAACAUAAGACCUUGGUCUGUAUCUGACACAAACUACCGGGAAGCCGAUCUCAACAAGGGCGAAUCCGUCUGCCUCGACCGCUGCGUAUCCAAGUUCUUCGAAGUCAACGUCAAGGUUAGCGAGAAGAUGCAGGGAGAGGCACAAGGAAAGCAGGGUGGAGGUGGCGGCAUGUUCGGUGGUGGAAUGUAA